Messenger RNA from Symbiodinium sp. CCMP2456, 330 nucleotides. NCBI's taxonomy places the organism in Eukaryota, Dinophyceae, Suessiales, Symbiodiniaceae. The record is from the annotation of a GenBank genome assembly.
GCUCCAGACUAUCUCCCUAGUCUUCUGGCGCACCUGCCUGACCUGAGCCGGCUGGACGGCGAGGAUCUGGACGGGGCUGCCAACCCCGAGCCAGAGAAGAAGAUCGAGAUCGAGCCGAUUCCGUCCGGCUCCUCUGCCCUGGCCUCCUACUGGAUGAGGAAGAAUCUCCACGACGGCGUCGCAGCGGAUAUCAAGGACUGCAUCGACGCCUACUCGGUGGAAGCCCUUGAGAAUUCCCAGGACUUCAGCCACAAGGUGCAAGAGGCCACUGCGCGAAGCCGAGCGCGACAACAAGAGGCCAAAGGCAAAAAGACCGUCCAAAGCUCGUGA